GAGGGGGGGGGCGAGACCGAGGGGGGAAGGGCCCUCUCUCUCUCUGCGGCCGGGAUGUGCCGAACGACAAAGCUGCCCUUGAGGAUCACAAUGCAGCAGAAAAAUGAGAGAGCAUAGAAGAAACUUACAGUGGAGAAGUCGGUUGCUGACCUGUUGCCGAAAAUGGACAGUGGGGUUUGGGGGGCUGAGGCGAUCCUACUUCCGAAGGAAGCAUCUUCCUCUACUUAAAAGGAGGAGGCAGAGCGCUUGGGCCUCGGGCAGCUGGAAGCCAACGAAACCAUGCCGAACAGAGGCAUUUGCAAGGAACUGGGUUCCUGAAGUCUUCCUAAAUGCAGAAAUCUGGCAGAGCGUGCAUGCUGAACACAGGACGUUCCUGGAGGCAGUGCCUAGGAGACCUUUCCCUAGGUUCGGAGCUGGAGAACCGUUUCCAGCGGCAGAGAGGCCGGGCGGUAAACCCUUUCCGAGAGAGCUGCUGCUGAACCACGUGAGCGGCUCACAGACGGAUUCAAAGAUUUGUCGAGGUGAGCGAUAUUGCCCAGAGGCCAGCAGCACAACCGUAACGGAGGGCGGCCCUGCUCACAGUGCCAGGGGGAGCAAUAAUGGUGGAAGUGACAGAGUCGUCGUUCUAAAUAACUCAAAGAGGAAGCGCUGUUGCCGAGGACGCGAGCGGAACAGAACUUGCGGCCUCUUGACUACUAGGAGAAGGCCUACAUUUAAGCCGUGUACUUUAAAAAGCAGAUCUCUAUUUAUGAUGUAUAAGAAACUUUCUAUGGUCAAGUUUCGGGUUAGGAUUAUAAAAUGUCGUCCUAAAUUUUGGAGAGGCAAAGCUUGCAAGUCGAGUAAAAACAAGCUGAGCUGGGUGGAUAAAGUCACCAGAGAUCGACAAGAGGACGUCCGCCAAAAGGCCUUCGCGGGCGGUCCCUGUACCUUAUUUCCCUCUUGGAGAUCAAAAAGUACCUCUCCCUGGGACCUGCCUAGUUGGUCAGAUAUGAACAGUCACACGCCAGGACCAUUAGUCGAGGAGAGUUGCACGCAUCCGUCGGAGACGUCCCUCACACAGGGUGCAUCCUUGCCGUGCAGCACGAUCAGUUACAAGGAGCUCGCCCCCAGAGACCAAAAUGGCAUCGCCGAGAUCCACGUGCCUCAGCCGCACAGAGUGGCCUGUUGCGGGGGGGAGGUGGCGGCAGCACGCAAGGGGGAGGCACCCACGUUAGAUGGUUGCCCCGGCGACAUUUUCAUCUCCGUGACGGAAAAAGAGAUCUCCGUUUCGGGCCAGGACAACGGAGAUUCUAAUCCAGUCUUGGGUCCCGGCGAGAUUGUUCUGGAGCCCUCCAGGGCGGAUUCGGGGACGCAAGGCAGUUUUGCCAAUGGGCCCGUUUCUGUGGAGCUGGUUCCGAGCGAGGACAGUGGCAGCCGGAUGGAAGUGGAAGGGCCCGUAGGCGGGGACGUUUUUGGUGCAGAACUCUUAGAUCACCCGUACUGUAAAAGUCCUCUCGAUGAACCCCGGAGAGAAAGCACAGGACAGAAAUCAGGGACCCAAAAAAGUGGCAAAAGGAGCAGUCAGAGAGCUUCUUGCAUCAGCGACGAGCAAUUGGCGGUGUGGCUUUGUGAAUUCCUAGAUGAAGUAAUGAAGAAAUAUGGCAGCUUAGUUCCGCUUUGUGAAAAGGACGUCAUGGGAAGACUGAAGGAAGUCUUUAACGAAGAUUUCUCCCACAGAAAGCCGUUUAUCACCAAGGAAAUCAUGAAAUAUCAAACGAGGCAUCCCAAAUCUUCCACUUGCAGUUUCCGGGUCUUCUAUAAUAAGCACAUGCUAGAUAUGGAUGAUCUGACGACACUGGAUGGUCAGAACUGGCUGAAUGAUCAGAUCAUCAACAUGUACGGCGAGCUAAUAAUGGAUGCAGUUCCUGAAAAGGUUCAUUUCUUCAACAGCUUUUUUCAUAAACAGCUGGUAACCAAAGGAUAUAUCGGGGUUAAACGAUGGACUAAAAAGGUGGACCUCUUCAAAAAGACCCUUCUGUUAAUUCCCAUUCAUCUGGAAGUCCACUGGUCCCUCAUUACUGUGAAUCUCCCUAACCGAAUUAUUUCGUUUUACGACUCUCAAGGCAUUCAUUUUAAGUUCUGCGUAGAGAACAUUCGGAAAUACUUGCUGACAGAAGCUACAGAGAAGAACCAGCCUGAGUUUCUUCAGGGUUGGCAGACUGCUGUUACACAGUGCAUUCCACAACAAAAAAAUGAUAGUGACUGUGGAGUCUUUGUGCUCCAGUACUGCAAGUGCCUCGCCUUAGACCAGCCGUUUCAGUUCUCCCAGGAAGACAUGCCUCGAGUACGGAAAAGGAUUUACAAGGAGCUCUGCGAAUGCCGGCUAAUAGACUAAAUUAAGA
Messenger RNA from Euleptes europaea (tarantolino), 2381 nucleotides. It is a transcript of the gene SENP5, whose product is annotated as SUMO specific peptidase 5. Gene Ontology annotation, biological process: protein desumoylation. The transcript has 10 exons. The record is from RefSeq and is a predicted model, not a curated record. The coding region runs from base 104 to 2374 and encodes 756 amino acids. Gene Ontology annotation, molecular function: deSUMOylase activity. Gene Ontology annotation, cellular component: nucleus. NCBI's taxonomy places the organism in Eukaryota, Metazoa, Chordata, Lepidosauria, Squamata, Sphaerodactylidae.